AUGGCGCAGGACGAGAAGAAGCCCACCGCCGCAGAGAAGGGCAAGGGCAAGGCGGAGGAUGCACCAGUGUCAAACGGCGAACAUGCUGCAGAACAAGGAGACAAGAAGAAAGCAGAUGGCAAGCAUGACGAGCUUGUGGUCGAAGAGCUGAGCGAAGAGGAUCAACAACUCAAGAGCGAUCUCGAGAUGCUGGUUGAAAGAUUAAAAGAAGACGAUUCUUCUCUCUACAAGCCCUCGAUUGACGCCAUCAAAAACUUCAUCAAAACGUCAACCUCCUCCAUGACGGCCGUCCCCAAACCUCUCAAGUUCCUGCGCCCUCAUUAUGACGAGAUCGCCGCUGUUUACGACAAAUGGCCGGCUAGUCCUGACAGAGACUCUCUUGCCGAUAUGCUAUCGGUGCUGGGCAUGACUUACGGAGAAGAGGACAAAUUGGAAACAUUGAAAUAUCGGCUAUUGUCAAAUAAAUCGGACGAUCUGGGGUCGUGGGGUCAUGAAUACAUUAGACAUCUCGCCCUGGAGAUUGGUCAAGAAUACCAGAAUCGCCUGACGGACGAACGAGAGGUCGGUGACUUGACGGAGCUUGCCCUCUCCUUGGUGCCGUAUUUCCUGAGUCACAACGCAGAAGCGGACGCUGUGGAUUUACUGAGCGAACUCGAAAUGAUUGAAGAGAUCCCCCGAUUUUUGGACGAGAAUACCUUUGCGCGAGUGUGUCUGUAUAUGGUCAGCAUGGUCAAUCUCCUUACAUACCCCGACGAUGUCGCUUUCCUCAAAACCGCACACGAUAUCUAUGUCAAAUACAACAAGCUUGCUCAAGCGAUGGUGUUGGCAAUUAGACUGAACGACCACGAGCUCAUACGACAAGACCUGGAAUCGACAGAUGAUGUUGCACUGAAAAAACAGUUGGCCUUCCUGAUUGCCCGGCAGAGAAUAUCGAUAGACGUGCCGUCUGAGACCAAGGACGAGCAAGAGAUCGCCGAGUGCCUCGGAAACACCCAACUGCCGAACCACUUCAAGACUCUCGCCAAAGAAUUGAACAUCCUGGAGCCUAAGGUGCCAGAAGAUAUCUACAAGACACAUCUAGAAAGUGGCCGGGGGAGCUCCGCAGCUGCGGAUUCAGCUAAACACAAUCUAGCGAGCGCAUUCGUUAACGCUUUUGUCAAUGCUGGGUUUGGUACGGACAGGCUGAUGCUUGUAGAAGGGGAACAGCGGCCGUGGGUAUGGAAAACCAAGGACGAUGGCAUGCUCUCCACCACCGCAUCACUGGGCAUGCUCAUGCAAUGGGACGUGGAAGGGAGCUUAGACAUCAUCGACAGAUUCCAACAGUCAUCCGAAGACCCAAUCAAGGCCGGUGCACUUCUCGCGUACGGUAUUGUCAAUUCCGGGGUGCGAAUGGAGGGCGACCCAGUCAUUUCGCUCUUGAGCGACGACGAUGUUCUCCAGAGCCCGAAACCCUCGACGCGAAUGGCCGCCAUUAUGGGUCUGGGACUGUCGUAUGCCGGAUCGAAUCGAGAAGAUCUACUGGACUUCCUGUUGCCUAUUGUCGAGGACAGCAACUCGGAGAUACAAUUGUCUGCCAUGGCUGCCGUGUCCCUUGGAAUGAUCUUCGUGGGUUCGUCCAACCACCAAGUGGCCGAAGCAAUAGCAACCCAGAUGAUGGACGACGACCGGCAAAAGCAGCUCAGGGAUAAAUGGGCGAGGUUCAUGGCUCUAGGACUAGCGCUACUCUACUUCGGCCGGCAAGAGGAAGUGGAUGUUAUUCUGGACAUUCUCAAAGCAGUUGAGCAUCCCAUGGCCAUGCCAACGGCUACCCUGGCGUCUGUAUGUGCAUGGGCUGGAACUGGAGCCGUGCUUAAGCUACAGGAGCUCCUCCAUAUCUGCAACGAUCACAUCGAAGACAAGGACGAGACUACAGGCGAGCAGCUUGUGCAAUCCUAUGCUGUUCUCGGUCUGUCGUUGAUCGCCAUGGGCGAAGAUGUCGGACAGGAGAUGGUCCUACGCCAGUUUGGUCAUUUGAUGCACUACGGUGAGGCCAACAUUCGGAAGGCAGUGCCACUCGCCAUGGGCCUGAUUAGUCCCAGUAACCCUCAGAUGAAGAUCUAUGAUACCCUAUCGAGAUACAGCCACGAUAACGACAACGACGUUGCGGUUAAUGCUAUCUUCGCGAUGGGCUUGGUCGGAGCAGGAACAAACAAUGCACGUCUUGCACAGCUGCUGAGGCAGCUAGCCAGUUACUAUCAUCGCGACCAGAAUUCGCUCUUCAUGGUUCGAAUCGCGCAGGGUUUGCUCCACAUGGGCAAGGGCACUAUGUCGCUCAAUCCCUUCCACACCGAUCGACAAGUUCUGUCAAGAGUCGCUGCGGCGGGUCUUCUCACUGUCCUUGUCUCCCUCGUCGAUUCCAAGCAAUUCAUCCUUGCCGAUGCACACUACCUUCUGUACUUCUUGGUCACAGCAAUGUACCCCAGAUUCUUGGUGACUUUGGACGAAGAGCUGAAGCCACUUACGGUCAACGUGCGUGUCGGUCAAGCAGUGGAUGUUGUGGGGCAAGCUGGACGACCACGCACCAUUACAGGGUGGCAGACUCAGAGUACGCCGGUUUUGUUGGCUUACGGUGAGCGGGCAGAACUGGAAGAUGAAGAAUACAUAUGCCUGAGCAGCACGUUGGAAGGGCUGGUUAUCUUGCGCAAGAAUCCGGAAUGGGAGUCCACAAAAUAG
Molecule: messenger RNA, 2712 nt
Organism: Fonsecaea nubica
Lineage: Eukaryota; Fungi; Ascomycota; Eurotiomycetes; Chaetothyriales; Herpotrichiellaceae
Exons: 2
Coding region: 1-2712 (903 amino acids)
Biological process (GO): proteasome-mediated ubiquitin-dependent protein catabolic process; regulation of protein catabolic process
Cellular component (GO): proteasome storage granule; proteasome complex; proteasome regulatory particle, base subcomplex
Molecular function (GO): enzyme regulator activity
Source: RefSeq, a predicted model, not a curated record